AUGUCCUACGAAAAGCCCCUUGCGUUCAGUCAGAACGCUUUCCAACCUCCGGAGGACGAGGACGACCAUGCAGAGGGGCCUUCUUUUAGACGACAGAAGCGACAAGCAACUGUCUACGAUGCCGUAGCUGGCCGGAUAAAUGCACACGGUUUCCUUCCAUUAAUUCCUUUCUCCUCGCGAUACCGUGACACGGCGUCCUCUAAUUUUCGACCUGUCCGUCCGGAAGAAGUCCUCUUUCGUCGGCAAAAUGCACCGACGCGGUACGAGGAGAAUGACUUCUACUUUGCCCAUGAAUCCCUUCCGUCCGACCGUCCGCUCCCUAGUUCCGACCUGCUAGAAGCUAUUCAUACCUACUCAGCGGACUACUACGACUACGCGACUCCCGACCGCGGCCAGGAUGAUUACCAAAGCAUGGAUGAAACGGCGCUGAUUGCCAUGGGCAUACUUUUGGAGGAGAUGGCGAAGGAAUCCCUCGGCAAAACGGGUGAUUUAGUCCUGGUGGAAGGCGAGGAGAUAGGAAGCGAGGAGGAGCAGUCUCGAUCCCAGACUGCGAAGCGCGUCGGCCGUAAAAGGGCCAAUACUGGUCGAAGUAGCAUCCUGGCAAGCUCGGGGGACGAACUCGGGACGAUUGUGAGGAGGCAGAAGAGAAAGCGCACAAAAAAGCCGCGACUGGUUCGGACAGCCUCUACGACCGAUGCGGACUGA
Molecule: messenger RNA, 705 nt
Organism: Aspergillus bombycis
Lineage: Eukaryota; Fungi; Ascomycota; Eurotiomycetes; Eurotiales; Aspergillaceae
Exons: 2
Coding region: 1-705 (234 amino acids)
Biological process (GO): nucleolar large rRNA transcription by RNA polymerase I
Cellular component (GO): RNA polymerase I upstream activating factor complex
Molecular function (GO): RNA polymerase I cis-regulatory region sequence-specific DNA binding
Source: RefSeq, a predicted model, not a curated record